Messenger RNA from Leishmania mexicana MHOM/GT/2001/U1103, 3516 nucleotides. RefSeq lists its product as hypothetical. The coding region runs from base 1 to 3516 and encodes 1171 amino acids. Gene Ontology annotation, cellular component: motile cilium. The transcript has a single exon. NCBI's taxonomy places the organism in Eukaryota, Euglenozoa, Kinetoplastea, Trypanosomatida, Trypanosomatidae. Gene Ontology annotation, molecular function: protein binding. The record is from RefSeq and is a predicted model, not a curated record.
AUGAGAAGUCCGUACAUUCGCCUCCCCAGCCCCUCCCUCGCGGAGGGAGCGCUACGCCUUGAGUGGGUCUUCGGCCUCAACAGUGACUACAAGGCUGGCAUCCACAACCUCAGCAUUGGCGGUGGUGGCGUCAGUGGCCGAGGAGAAAGCGAACAGCAGCUGGCGCAGCAGCAGCGGAAGGUCUUCUACACGGUGGCGCACACGGGUAUCUUGUACGAUGCAAUCCAAAACACGCAGAAGCACCUGCUGGGGCACCGGUACUCCAUCAUCAGCAGUAGCUGCUGCAGCCACAACCACCGCUUUAUCGUGACGGCUGAUGAGGGCGACGUCAAGGUGCGCCGGCGCAUUCAGCAGCAGGUGGUGCUCACGCAGUCGGUCAAGGGCCACGUGGGCGAGUCGCAGGAAGAUGUGGAGGAGGAAGAGCUGUGGGAAGAGGCUGCCAUGUGCGUCGAUCCCUCCGUCGCGAAGCGCGACGACGAGGAGGACGGGUCCGUCAUGAUCGUAUGGGACGCGGCGACCGCGCUACCGGUGAAAAUGAUUGCCACAGGCAAAUACGGCGGUGUCCUGAGCGUCGCCAUGUCACCAGAUGGGCAAUACCUCGCCACUCUCAACCGCAGAGAUCCGCAGGAAAUCAUGAUCUGGGCCUGGACGCAGACGAAUCCUGCCCCGGUGGGAGGGGUGCAUGGCAGCAUCGGAGGAACCCAUAACGCUGCUACCCCCCUCGCGGAUGCUGAUGUGACCCCCGUCUUUGUGCGGCGCAUCGCUGCGCGUGAUGAGCAGACGUUCAUCUCCUUCUCGCAGGACAGCCCGGAGCUGCUGUGCACGAACGGGCUGCGCCGCAUCAUCUUCUGGUCUUGGGUGGAGGGGAUGCUGAAGUACUACUCGCCGCCCAUCCUCCAGCGCCGCCUCAAGGCCUCUGUCGGUAACUUUACUCAGGCCGUGUACCUGCCUGGCACAAUGAUGGCGUGCAGUGGCACCGUCGACGGCGAUGUCGUUCUCUGGGCCUUGCAGCCCCAGGACCGUGUCAUCAAGGAGCAGGACAAGUCGCUGCUGAAGAUGGUGCGGGUGCACACCGGCGGCGUGACCUUCAUCACGACAGUGCAAGGGUACAUCGUCACGGGCGGCAUGGACGGUGUCGUCAAGUUCCUGGAUGCAAAACUUCGCCUGGUGGCGUGGUUCGAUGACCUCAACGGCGGUCCCAUCGCCUCUAUCAGCUUCGACCAAGCGCUGCCGGUGAUGACGGUGGAGGAGGCGCGGGCGAUGGCGCCGGAGCAGGUUGAUGGUCACCUUCUCACUGAGGGCACCGCCGCCGCGAGCCUGUUCACCGCUCCAGAUUUCAUGGUGUCGACGGCGCACAGCAUGAUCAUCGACGUGCCAGCGAAGGCAUUCCACACGCCCGGCACCACCGCACACGCAGGCCCCAACACAGUGGCACGCGGACGGCUCAUCGUGCAGGGUCAAGACCGCGCCAUCCAGUCUCUGGCGGCCCACCCGCACCUGCCGCGGCUAGCGAUCGGUGGGUACAGCGGCAAUCUGCACCUCUGGGACUACUGUGAGAAGCGAGUGGUGCUGCUGAGCCUCUUCCGCAACCUGCUGAUCCGCUGCUUGGCCUUCGACCCAUCGGGCAAGUGGCUUGUUGUCGGCUUCACCAACGGCGUCAUAAAGGUGCUGGACGGGGAGACGCUGGAGGAGGAGCAGACGAUUCGCCCCAUAGCCAACACCACGGCAGUCGGCACGGCAGCUGGCGACGGCGCCACAACAGCCACAGCGCAGCCCUCGUCGUCGGGCAACGGCAAGCAGAGUGUCGCCGAACAGCAGCAGCAACAGCAAGCAACGGUGAGCAAGGCGGCCGCCAGUGUGGAGGAGAUCCGGUUCUCCCCUGACAGCCUCCUCAUGGCGACCGCCAAAGAUGACGGCUCCGUCGGCCUGUACGAGUAUGUAAAAGCGUCCGGGUCUACCAAGAAAGCGGAGUGGCAGCUCGUGGGUCACCACAAGACGCACAAGGCGCCUAUCUGCGGCCUCCACUUCGGCGUUCACACCAACGCCUCAGAGGAAGGGCUGAGGCUCCUCUCCGUUGGCGCUGACAAGCGACUCAUCGAGUACGAGCUCGUCGACUCCAGCCCCGAGACGGGGCUUCUCCUACGGACGGCGCACAAGAUAUCGCAGGAGUCGACGCCGACGGGCUUCGCCUGGCUGCCAGACGGGUGCUCCCUGCUGGAUGCGGCGAGCCAGCCGCGCGACUUCUUUGAUACCCGCGCCGAAAGUAGUGACGACGGGACAGAGGACGGCAGUGCUGCAGACGAAAGAGGCGACGGCGACAAGGCCGCCGGCACUGCAACUGGAGCAGGAGGCGGUGGUAGUGGCGCAGAUGUGCUGGACAUGCUGCUGAUCGCCACCCGCGAGUACAAGUUUCAGGUGUACCUCAGCAACUGGAGUCGGCAGUGCGUCAAGACGGUCUUGGCACCGACGUUCGGUGGCCCGGUGACGCGGAUGGCUGUUGUGCCGGUAGCGAAGCCGCCCGUCUCGCCUGCCUCGUCAUUGUCCCCGCCGCCAUCUCACUGCUUGGUGUACGCGACCAAGGAGAAGGUGAUUGGGCUCACCCAGCUCCCCCUCCGCGGUGAUCCGUGCGGCUCUAUCGGCAUCCUCGCCCACCCUGGCAGCAUCACCAGCAUGGUCACCUCGCACGACGGCGCCAUCGUCUUCACGGCGGGCGGGCCUGACCAGGCUGUCAUGCAGUGGCGCGUGCGCGGCGAAUGCAUCAUGUCACCGUCGGAGUGGGCGACCGUCGUGCACUGCCGAGAGAAGGGCGGCGUGCCACUGCCUCAUCUCGUCGGCGCGGUCGAGGGCGGCGCUGACGGUGAGCUGAUGAAAGAAGUGGUGGACUACUUCUACUACGCCCAGAUCCGCGCGCAGGGUGAGGAGACAACGGCGAAGCGCGUGCUGCUUGGCGCGAUUCCCUUUUCGCAGAUGCCAAACCUUCUGCGCUCUCUCUGCUACUACCCAUCCGAGAAGGAAAUCGGGCACCUGACCUACGAGGUGGCGAACAUGUACGGCCCGCAGGACGAACCGCUCGCUGAGAUGAACGUGGACGCCAUUCUGCUUGACUUCUCGCAGUUCAUGCGGUUGUACAUCAACUACCGCCCCGUGUUCGGCAUCACGCGGCAAGAUAUCGAGGCAGCCUUCCGCGCGCUCGGCGCGGAUAGGGUGACGGGGGAAAUCAACCGCGAUCACCUCUUCCAUCUGCUCUCCACCCAGGGGGAGUCGCUCAAGGCCAGCGAAGUCGCCGCGGCUUUGACGUCGCUGAUCGGCGACGGCAUCCGGCUUGAAAUGCUGGAGGACGUCAUUACAGCACGCACCUUCGCGAAGAACCUGCUGGGCUUCGAGGAUUACGACGAGGACCGUGGACCGGACGGUAAGGAACGGUGCGGCAACGGCGUGGACAGCGAGGAUGACUACGAUAGCAGUAGCGGCAUGUACACCGCCGGCGACGAGGUCGACGUCAACACGCUUGCCUAG